GCCAGAGGCGGCGUGUGGGUGGGUGGUGCCUUCUCGGUAGUUUGCGCCUGCGCUGGUCUGCUGCUCCGCCAAGCCCUCCUUCUCUUCGGAUCGGGCAAAGCUGCUGCGUUUCGACGAGAGAAAACCAUUGGUGUUCGAGCAGUCGCUUUAUAGCACGCUAAUUGGAAAAAUCUUCUCCAAGAUGAACUUCUUCCUGGAAACACUCAGAUUCAUUGGGCUCUUUCUAUAUCUGAUACUGGAGUCUUUCUUUUUAUUAUUUAUCCCUGUGCGGAAGAAGAAUGUUGCUGGCGAAAUAGUGCUUAUAACUGGAGCUGGAAGUGGAAUUGGACGGAUUAUGGCUUUAAAAUUCUCCCGUCUUGGAGCCACUCUGGUUCUCUGGGAUAUUAACGUAGAAGGGAACAAAGAGACAGCCAGACUUGCAAGAGAAAAUGGAGCUACAAGAGUACACUACUACACUUGUGACUGCAGCAAAAGACAAGAGAUUUACCAAGUGGCAGAUCAGGUUAAAAAGGAAGUUGGUGAUGUUAGUAUCCUGGUUAACAAUGCUGGCAUUGUAACAGGAAAAGGAUUCCUGAACACUCCAGACUCACUGAUAGAGAAGACUAUGGAUGUGAACAUAAUGGCCCACUUCUGGACUUUCAAAGCAUUCCUUCCAGCCAUGAUGGCUUCUAAUCAUGGACACUUGGUGACUAUUGCAAGUGGAGCUGGGUUGAUGGGAAUCAAUGGACUGGCAGAUUACUGUGCAAGUAAAUUUGCAGCUGUUGGUUUUGCUGAAUCUAUACAUACCGAGAUGUUGGCAUUGGGGAAGACUGGUGUUAAAUCUACACUUGUCUGCCCAUAUUUCAUUAACACCAGCAUGUUUGAUGGCGUUGAGACAAAGUGGCCACGUUUGCUCCCUAUUCUAGAUCCUGAAUAUGCAGCUGAGAGAAUAGUAUCUGCUGUACUUCGGAAUGAGCAACUUGUGUUAAUGCCACGAAGCAUGUACAUUGCAGAUGCAAUAAAACAUACCAUGCCUGGAAAAUUAGUGCAUCUCACUGCAGACUACUUUGGACUCUUCAAUCUUAUGAAUAAGUUCAGAGGUCAUGCAAAGAAGAACUGAAGACCAUAAACUUCAGAAACCAACAAUAAAUCCAAGUGCCUUGAUAUAUCUGCUUUUCAAUAUGUGUAUGGAACUCAGGUGAUUCCAUAUGUCAGACUCUUGCCAUAGUGAAUAUUUAUGCCUAAAGCUAAUGGCAGUGGGGUGGGGUCAUUGGGGUGGACCAUCGGUAAAAACUAAGAUCUAGUACCAAAUUACACAGAUGGCAGAGUAUGAGAGGAUUACAACUCUCUGGUUCAAUGUCACUAUCAUAUGUAGCUUGCGAACUGAUGUAUUUUACUGCAAUAAAAUAAUACUGGGAAACAAAUGUUAUAUGGAUGUAUUAAGAUUCUAAUACCUUUUAAUACAAUUUUAAGAUUUUAAUACAAUACUAGCUGUACCUUUUUAUGUAUAAAUAAAACAAUGACUGAUAGCCAGACUAAUGCAAGGAUAGGGCAAGGAUGUCACACUAUCUAGUUCUGCUAGGUUGGGAACUUGCGUUCUAGACUAGUGUUGUGCGGAUGCGGCACAACACAUGCAUUUGCACAACCUGUGACACACCAAUUGCCUCCCCACCACCCCGAGAAACGGCAUAUCAUUUUAAAUCUUGGGUCCUGCUUCCCACCUGCAUUAGUAGAUUUGUGCAUCUAGCUAUUUUAACUUUAACACAAAUAGCAAGAUUUUGGUGUUUGGGCUGCAACAUGCUGAUCUUCUCAGUUGGGCUUUCUGUGGUGGAUGAAGAUUUUGACUAAUAUUUCUGCAUCAUUAGCCCUCUUUAGUCACUUAGGUAAAGCAAGGAUGCUGCUCCCAGGUACAGGACCCGUGGGAGUGUUGGCAAUCCCUGCCUUGCAUGCUCCAUAGCUCCAUCCUCACUGUUUAUGACAGAGCAGAGACGAACACUGUACUCAGGAGAGAAACUCACUUUAGCUGGGAAUGCUAGGCAUCCCAUGUGGUAUACUAGUGCACAUCUAUGGCUUUCUAACUGGAGACCACCACCAUAUAACACGCCUUAUCCAAUGCACCAUCUGGCAUAUAAAUCUGUUUUAUAUUUAUCCAAAGACUGUACUAACUUUUCAACCCCCACCCCCUGUGUGCCAUAUAUAUUAGUAACAGAGAUUUCUUUCCAAAAUGGGAUUCGUUGCUUUAUUUUCAUUGUGGGGAGGUCUGGUAUGUGUUUUAUAUGGAACUGAUCUCUACAUCUUGAUAUGUUAAUAUCUGAAGACAGGACCAAAUGACAGGGCCAAGAGUACAGACACUGCUGUACUCAAGUAGUAUUUCCUAUUUAUAUUCAGAACAGUUCACUUAAAGAUGGUAUUCCAAACAUAAAUAUGAAAAAUGAAACUUUGCCUUCUGAUCAAUCCCUGACCAUUAACAAAAGGAAGCAUUUUAGUUAUUGGUUAGCACUCAAAGUAGCUGGUUGGCCCAAAUCUUGUUCUUUUACCUCAAACUUAUCAACAUAAUGCAUUUAUGUUUUCUUAUAGAUGUAUUGUAUGAUAUGGCUGCUUCAGUAAUGAAUAAUCUCAGUUCAUGGAAACUUUAAUCGGUGAAAGAUAAGCAACUUCAGAUAUGACAAAAUGCAGGUUGGAGGAAAGGGGAUCUGAUUUGAAUUUCUUGUUUUCUGAGUUUCUUUGUAAUAGUUGGAUGUUGAACUUGUUUGUGUUGUUUACAUUUUGUGGAGAGAGAGAGAGAUGUAGAAGCCUUUUAGAAGGUUCCAAUUUGCAUCCCAGCAUGCAAGUAAUAUGUCUACCAAAUAAACUCUUAAUUCCUCCAGA
Hemicordylus capensis (graceful crag lizard) is the source of this 2847-nucleotide messenger RNA. It is a transcript of the gene SDR16C5, whose product is annotated as short chain dehydrogenase/reductase family 16C member 5. Lineage: Eukaryota; Metazoa; Chordata; Lepidosauria; Squamata; Cordylidae. The record is from RefSeq and is a predicted model, not a curated record. Gene Ontology annotation, cellular component: lipid droplet. Bases 182 to 1099 code for a protein of 305 amino acids. The transcript has 7 exons. Gene Ontology annotation, molecular function: oxidoreductase activity, acting on the CH-OH group of donors, NAD or NADP as acceptor.